AUGGGUCUCUAUGCUGAAUGGCCACUGAUUGAAUUCUUUCCAUUAAAUAGUGCUCAGUCAUCUUUAUCGAUUUUUUCGAAAAAGACAGGUGAUAGUGUAGCGGAGUUAUUGCUACACGAAAUCGGAGAGGAUUUAAAUGGACAAAUAUGCCUUGAAAUUGAUACUGAAGAACAAUUGUCAUGGGUUCUACAGAUAGUAUCUUAUGCCCUAACGUUGUCUCAUUCUACAAACAAAGAACACGAAGCAUUGUGUGUUGCAGUUCGUGCUUACUGCACAUGGUUGGAGGCACUAUCGAAAGGUAUAGUAGCACAUCUUCCCGGCCCAAUGAAGCGCGAUCCUAGAAAUUAUAUAUGCAUCCUUCUGGAUUCACUGCGAACGCUUUUCGUUCGGAAAAGUAGCGGAUCGGAAACGGUAGUGACCGCAACACGGCAAGCACACGAAAUGGAGAAUGUUCUGCGAACAAUGGUCCAGAGUUUACUGAAUUAUGAUGGAAAACACAACGAUAUAAUCUGGCCAGCGGUUUUGAAGUUCUUACUCAAUGCUACCGAUUUACUACUUUCAGGACAAACGUGUGUGGAUGAUGUCACGUUCCUAAUGGCCCCUAAAAUCACAAAAACUCUUUUGGAUAUAUUUUUGUGUGCCGCUCGUCUUGAACAAAUACCAUCACCGACAUACUGGAAAACACUUUCUUUCCUGAGCAAACGUUGGCGGCAUCAGGUGAGCUUCAUCGAGAAUUGGGCAAGGAAAGUGGUUUCAUUAUCCGUAAUCAUUGUUCAGGAGAUAUAUGGUGAAAACUACUGCCCAAUCACCAUAAUGGAUGAACAAGUGAAAUUAUUUGCGGCUAAUAGCAAGAAGACUACGGAAAAUAGUGACACUUUGCCCGUGUUAUAUGUUUGUUGGUUUCAACUAAUGCAUAUGAUUGGUAAUCCAGCAUCAAUAAUUUCCUUUGAACCUCGCACUUCCGGAACUCUACCACCAAAUAUUCUCAAUGCUAUGAUGAUAACUGGUGGUGCAAUGAGCAGUGAUGGAAAUCCAUUGAUUGGGAAAUUCGAUGAAGAACUGACGGAGUUCACUGUUAAUAACUUAAGACGGUGUUUUUUCAUGGCAUCUGCUGCCGUGACGAAGUUGGUCGAUAUAUUUUAUGGAGAUAGUCGUGUGGCUAUAGAUUUUCGCGAAUCCGAUGAUUUAAUGAGACUUUGGUCUGAUUUGAAUCGCUCUGCAUAUGAGGAUUGGUUAAGACAUCAACAGGUACUUCCUCGAAGUUCGAGUAAUUCUACAGCUAUAGCUGGAGAUAACGCAACGUUGACAGCAGCUCACUCUGCUAUGGUGAUGAGCGGAGGAAGCGGUGGUGGUUCGAAAAAUACUCUUAGCAUUCCUGGUGUCUCAAAAAGUCGUGCAACUUCUGAACGCUCAUUAGCCAUAAGUAUACCAGUAUCCUCACCUGCUGCAAGUUUUAUUGAAGAGAUGUCACUAGAAGUUCCUAAACCUAAUUCAGCUCAAUUUGUUUGGCAUUAUUUGCAAUGUAACAAGGUUUACAAGCCAUACCAUGGUGAACGUCAACCGAAAGUGGCCCGGAUGUUAGAUACUUUUAUGGACUGGCUUGUACAGUCUUCGCUCGUGAAACCUCUUCGAUCUGCAUCAGAUGAUGCAGUCAAUCAACACUUGAUGAGUUCCACUGGUGCUGAAGAGACGCCUUAUUUGGAUGAGCGGAUGGCAGCUACAAACAGUACUGAAAAAAGUGGCGGAAGUGCCUUCGGUGUUGUUGCAUCAGUGAAUGAGUCGGCAGUUUCUCGGCGGUCAUUUGCCCAUUCGAUGACGUCAUCUGGCGAUGCUUAUUCGAGGUUAUCGCACUCAACUGAAUGGCCCGAAGUGGAUGGAGUGUCAGCGGGUCGAGCUGCUGCUCUUGGAGCCCUUUGUCGCAUUAUAUGUUCCAAGAAAAGUAAAGAAAUCAUAACAGAUUCGCAGCUGGCUCAAUUCUACAAAGUUAUUUACGAGGCGUUACUGGAGAAGGAUCGGUUGAUGCUUUGUGCGCUUAUUUAUUUUGGCGGUGGUAUUUUUCGUCUAGCUUUAAAAAGCGUUGAAAUACUUUUACCACAGUUCGUUCAAGCACUCGAAAUGGUCUACACGGAGUCUAUGAAGUUGAGGCUUCAUCCAUCUAUAGAAGAAAUUCAAAUGCGUCGUGCCUGUUUGAAUGCCUUGUCAUCUGUCAUCAGUUGGCCUACAACGUUUGGAAAUAUGCUCAUUAGUGAUUUAUCAAGCCCACAUUCUAGCGAGAACUCAUUCACAUACAUCGAAGUUCGUCCUCGGAUGCAUCGUAUCCUUAUCAUUGCGCUUUGUAAUGAAAUUGACCCCAUGAAUCUCUUCCUCGCUUUGACUCUGUGUACAAUAUUGUGUGAGGAAAGUUGUUUGUAUGACUUACACAUAAGGGAGGAAAAAAAUGUCGAGAAGAGAAAGAGUGAACGGAAAAAUGUUGGAUAUUCUGAUGAAGAAUGUUGUGCAUCGAUAGUGCGUUCGAUAGUGAGUGCAGUAUGCGACAAUUUGUGCAAACCUCAGUGGUCAUCCGAAUUAUCAGUGUGUCUAGCGGCAUUGGAUUUUCUGAAUGCCCUUUCCGCUAUGCAUCAAUCGGUUUUGUUCUGUGAAAAUGAUUUGUCGACAGGUUUUCUGAUAGUUACUUCGCUUUGUCGGUUUAUUGACAUACAACUAAUGAAACCUCCACCUUUGCAUUCUAAAGAUUUACAUUCCUCGGUCGUGGCAGCAUAUUUUUCACUAUCUGUUUGGUUAUGCGCAGCACCGCUGUUGUUGGAGACAGAAUCUUGUUUGACAACUGUUGCUGAAACUAUCGAAUUUGGCUUGACGGGGGGAAAAGAUCUUCCUCCAUUGGAACGGAAAGCAGCAAGUAAACGAGUAGAUGAUGCUGCUGAAAGUUUGUUAUAUAUGAUAUUCUCAGCUUUGGCUCAUGACAAACAGGAUGAUAUCAUGGAUGAAAAGAAGUUGUUAUAUAAAUUUGAUAAUCAGACGAUUGAUAUCACUAAAUUCCGAUACUUUCUCGUCCGACAGCAAACUCUGCUUUCAGUUCACGAAGCUACCGAAUCUAAAGGAUUUCCAUCUGUUUUUCUGGUAUUACGCACUCCUUAUCAUGCUGCCUAUACAUUGCUGGUACAACUCCAGUCAUGGUUUGCAGCUGGGAAAAAUGCAGUCACUGAUAACGACAAAAAAAGUGAACAUCCUCAGAAUAGUGUUGAAAUUUCUAUGGAUCCCAAAAGUACUGUCAGAUUUUUCCGCAUACCAUCCGAAUUCGAAAAAUCACACUGUAAACUAGACUCCGUAAUUCCACCGCUGCAACCAACACCAGAUACAGAUCGUGUCAUUGCUGAAUUGAUUGAUAUUCGAAAAAGAAUGUCUCAUGGUGAAAGUUGGCUGCGUUCCUCGGACGAUCGCAAUGUCUGGCUUCGUGAACCACUUUCAGAGGAACUAUCUAAAUUUGCUCAACCUAGAGAGCCAUCAAACAACUGCAAUGCGGGCCGAAUACUUCUCUAUGAUCUUGGCUUAAUUUCAGAAGAAAGUUACAAAUCUGGUGAUAUAUUGCUCCUGGACUCUUCGAACCUUGAUUUUUACCGUGAUUUACAUCAAAUGGUCGAUCGUUCACCGACAAAGUUACUGCAGGCUGUCCGCUUAUUUUAUGUUCGUGACGGUCAACAUAGCGCCAAAGAUAUCCUUGCUAAUGCGAUGAAUCUGCAAAAUACAAGCAACUUAUUCUGUGGUUUGUUAGCGGAAUUAGGUGAAGGUGUUGAAGUGGAAACGCAUCCUCACUGGACCGGUGAUUGGGCUACUGCCUUCUCCGCUGAACGCAAACCAAAAGAAGCAGAAAAGAAUUUGGAUAACUAUAUCAUUGAUGGUUUUACUCAUUGCUUGUGGUGGACCGAUUCACACAUUGAAAUAGCCUUCACAACACCAACAGAACGUGUCCGGAAGCAACAAGCACCUGCUGCUGAUUGUGAUUUACUUGCCAACUGUGAUACAAAUAUUUCCAUUAUUAAUUCCGAUGAACACAUCCCGGAUCACGCUGCUGGAAUGUUACAACGAGAUUUUGGUGGUCGAGCAUUAAGUCACUCAUCCAGUGAUGAACGGUCAGCUGGACAAACCAGUGGUAAUAGUAGCGGACGGUCAAAUAAACUGCUGGUAGAAACACUUUUGCCAUCACGCAAAAAAAGUUGUUCAGGUGUUGAUACAGGAAGUGAAACAAAAGAAGAUAGUUCGGAAAGGAUUACGUUCGUCAAGCGCAAUUCGGAUCAGCGUGUUUAUGUGGUUUUUUUGGAAAGGAUUGAAGACAUGCAGUAUUUCCCAUAUGAGGAAAUGUCCCCCAUGACAAUGGAUAAUUCCUUGUGCAGUGAUAAGAAUAAUGCAAGACCAGAUCUAAUUAUGAUUUUCGUUUCGGAGGUGGAAAAUGACCUUGUUCGAAUUAAUAUAAUUGGUGAUUGGACGAAAUGUGGUUUGCCAGGACCAUUGGUUGAUGGUUGUUUAGUUUCCAGCAGUGCCUUGCCAACCCUUCUGAAACAUACAAUUAUUAGUAUUGCUCGACGAAGAACCGUAGAACUCGAAAAUUAUCAGUUGGUAGCUUCAAAACGUCGACGUGCAAUUCAGGAAUUCGCCCGGAAGUAUGCAGUGAAGAAGUCGUACUGUGAUUUUGUCGAAUUCUUACUGAACGAGUGA
This is a messenger RNA of Loa loa (African eye worm), 4710 nucleotides long. RefSeq lists its product as hypothetical. Gene Ontology annotation, biological process: regulation of small GTPase mediated signal transduction; activation of GTPase activity. The transcript is spliced from 34 exons. The record is from RefSeq and is a predicted model, not a curated record. Gene Ontology annotation, molecular function: GTPase activator activity. Bases 1 to 4710 code for a protein of 1569 amino acids. NCBI's taxonomy places the organism in Eukaryota, Metazoa, Nematoda, Chromadorea, Rhabditida, Onchocercidae.